AUGGGUAUCUUCAAGUCGAAGAUGCACUUCAACAGCUAUAACGUUCUUGUCGUUAUCUUUGUCGCCAUCGGCACUCUCUCUACUGCCUACGGUCUCGCCAUUAUUGGUUCCACGUCCGGCCAGCCGAACUUCUACACGUACUUCAAUCUUGCCGCUUCGCCAUCUGAACCAGGCUAUGACCACACUACCAAUGUCUUGGGUGGCCUCAACGGCGCCAACAGCGGUGGUGCCUUUGUGGGCGCUCUUAUAAGCGCUUGGUCUGCAGAUAAAUUCGGCCGCAAGAUUACCAUCAUGAUCGGCUGUGUCUUCAUCAUCAUUGGCGGUGCCUUGAACGCUGGCUCUGUUGCAAUCUCCAUGUUCGCCAUCGGACGAGUUGUUGCCGGUGUCGGUUCGGGUAUUCUCGCCAUCGUCACCCCUAUGUACCAAGGGGAAGUUGCCACCGCAGAAACUCGAGGAGCCAUGAUGUGCGUAACUGGCAUCAUGUGGGCUUAUGGCUAUAGCUUUGCUGGCUGGAUCGGUUAUGGCUGCGUGCAUAUUCCGGCAGAUUCGCCUCACGCUUCGGCUGCCUGGCGAUUUCCCCUCGCUUUCCAAUGUGUCCCUCCUUUGAUUGUCCUCCUCGGCUUCAAAUUCAUUCCAGAAUCUCCUCGCUGGUUGCUAACCCGGGACCGCCGCGAGGAAUCCUUCAACAUCAUCAAACGCCUGCACGCGGCCAAGGAUGAUCCUGAACAGAUCCGAGCCAAGGAAGAGUUCUAUUUGAUGGAGAAGCAGCACGAAGCUGACAAGAAAAUGACCAUCCGGCCCUUCGAGAUCUUCCGCGGACGCCCCAACCAGAAGCGAUCUGCUAUCUCGAUCCUGUGCAUGUUCUUUAACCAAAUGAUGGGUGUCUACGUCCUUGCCAACUACGGUGUGCUCAUCUAUGGCUCCCUCGGUUUGCCCGGAACGAUCCCGCUUCUCUUGAAUGCAUGCUGGACUUCAUACACUAUCCUCGGAAAUACCCUGACUGCCUUCAUCGUUGAUCGAUUCGGCCGUCGACCUCUCAUGUUGACCGCUAUUGUUGGCUGUGGAGCCAGUCUGAUCUUCGAGGCUGCCUUGACAGCUACAUACCUCGGAACUAACCACACAGCCGGCUUGAACGCCUGUGUCUUCUUCAUCUGGAUGUACAUCACUUUCUGGUGCUCUUGCAUGGACGCCACCCAAUUCGUCUACGUGUCGGAAAUCUGGCCCAAUCACCUCCGAUCGCAAGGAACGGCCAUGGGUUUGGCCGUCUUUUUCUUGACCUCCGAAAUCACCCUGGUUGCCGCUCCGGUUGCCUUGAACACCAUUGGCUGGAAAUUCUACCUCGUGUGCAUUUGCCCAACCGUGGUCUACUUGCCGAUCUUGUAUUUCUUCUUUCCAGAGACUAAGGGUCGUACACUCGAAGAAAUUGGAUCUCUCUUCGGAGACACCAACAUUGCUGCCCAUUGGUAUGGUAUUAGCGACGAGGAGCGUGAGAAGAUUCACCAGGGCGCCUUGCAUCUAACAGCGGAUGGUAUGAUCGUGGAAGAUCUCGAGGAGAAUUCCAUGACAACUCGCUUGGAGGAGACUGAGAAGGUAAUUGAGCAACACACGGAGAAGGUUUGA
This is a messenger RNA of Fonsecaea multimorphosa CBS 102226, 1620 nucleotides long. RefSeq lists its product as uncharacterized. Lineage: Eukaryota; Fungi; Ascomycota; Eurotiomycetes; Chaetothyriales; Herpotrichiellaceae. Gene Ontology annotation, molecular function: carbohydrate:proton symporter activity. Bases 1 to 1620 code for a protein of 539 amino acids. The record is from RefSeq and is a predicted model, not a curated record. Gene Ontology annotation, cellular component: membrane. The transcript has 5 exons. Gene Ontology annotation, biological process: transmembrane transport; carbohydrate transport.